Antechinus flavipes (yellow-footed antechinus) is the source of this 5360-nucleotide messenger RNA. Its product is annotated as DNA repair protein RAD50-like. Gene Ontology annotation, biological process: telomere maintenance via recombination; double-strand break repair; immune response. The transcript is spliced from 26 exons. Gene Ontology annotation, molecular function: single-stranded telomeric DNA binding; ATP hydrolysis activity; G-quadruplex DNA binding. Bases 666 to 4475 code for a protein of 1269 amino acids. Gene Ontology annotation, cellular component: nucleus; Mre11 complex; extracellular region. Lineage: Eukaryota; Metazoa; Chordata; Mammalia; Dasyuromorphia; Dasyuridae. The record is from RefSeq and is a predicted model, not a curated record.
AAAACAAGCUCUUUGUUUUUGUGAUACUUUUUGAUCAGUUUUAACAAGUAACUGUUUUAGAUGCUAGGGAAACUAGAAACUUUGCUUUCACAGUGCAAUAGCCAUAAUGCAAGAAUUUCAUAUGUGUUUAAGGGAAUUGUAAGUAAAAUGCUCUGAAAUCCAAGGGGUAAAAAAUUCUUUAUUUAAGAUAAAGAUUAUGUGGCAGGAAAAAGCAUGAAAAUCCUGAAACAAUAAAGUGACACCAGGUAGGGAAGGAUAUAUAUUUCAAUAUUUGUAAUUUGGGGAGAGCUAAAGCUGAUUCUUUCUUAAUGUACAACUUUAAAUUGAUUUUGUAUCAUUACAGUAAGUAUUGGGGCAGCUAUGUGGUACAAUGCAAAGAUCAUCAGCUCUGGAGUCAGGAGGACCUAAAUUCAAAUCUGUUCUCACACACAUUACAUUUACUAGAUUGCAUUGUGAUUCUGGGCAAGUCACUUAAUCUCCUUGCCUCGACCAAAAAAAAAAAAAAAAAACAAGAAAAUAUAAAAAGUGAAAUGGAUUUUUUUUUCUGAAAAAAUGAUUGUUUUCUUUGAUUUGAAUCAAAGGUUGCUCAAGAAACAGAUGUUAAAGCUCAGAUUCGUCUACAGUUUCGUGACGUUAAUGGGGAACUUGUAGCUGUACAGAGGUCAAUGGUGUGUACUCAGAAAAGUAAAAAGACAGAAUUUAAAACCCUGGAAGGAGUCAUUACUAGAACAAAGCAUGGUGAAAAGGUGAGCCUCAGCUCUAAGUGUGCAGAAAUUGACCGAGAAAUGAUCAGUUCCCUUGGUGUUUCCAAAGCUGUGCUCAAUAAUGUAAUUUUUUGCCACCAAGAAGAUUCCAAUUGGCCUUUAAGUGAAGGGAAGGCCCUGAAACAGAAAUUUGAUGAAAUCUUCUCAGCAACAAGGUAUAUUAAAGCUUUGGAGACACUUCGUUUAGUGCGUCAAAGCCAAAGUGGGCGGGUAAAGGAAUGUCAGACUGAACUAAAGUACCUGAAACAGAAUAAGGAAAAAGCUUGUGAGAUUCGUGAUCAGAUUGUCAGUAAGGAAGCUCAGUUAGCAUCUUCUAAGGAAUUUGUCAAGUCCUAUGAUAAUGAGCUUGGACCACUGAAGAUUCAUCUAAAAGAAAUUGAACAGAAUCUUUCUAAAAUAGUGAGGCUUGACAAUGACAUUAAAGCUCUGGAAAGUAGAAAGAAACAAAUGGAAAAGGACAACAGUGAAUUAGAGCAGAAAAUGGAAAAGGUAUUUCAGGGGACUGAUGAACAGCUAAAUGAUAUGUACCACAAUCACCAGAGAACAGUACGAGAAAAGGAAAGGAGACUGAUCGAUUGUCAGCGAGAGCUGGACAGAACAAAUAAAGAAUCUAAGCUGCUGAAUCAUGAAAAAUCAGAACUGCUUGUGGAACAGGGUCGUCUCCAACUACAAGCUGAUCGCCAUCAACAGAACAUCCGAGCUAGAGAUUCAUUAAUACAGUCUUUGGCAACACAUUUAGAAUUCGAUGGGUUUGAGCGAGCACCAUUUAAUGAAAGGCAAAUUAAAAAUUUUCAGAAGCUUGUGAAGGACAUAGAAGAAAGAGAAACAGAAGCUAAUAGAAGAAUGAUGAAUGACUUUGCAGGAAAAGAAAGUAUGAAACAAAAACAAAUAGAUGAAAUAAGGGAUAAGAAAACUGGCCUGGAAAGAAUAAUUGAACUGAAAUUAGAAAUUCAAAGUAAGAAACAGACUGAACUGAAAAAUGUAAAAUAUGAACUACAAGAAUUAGAGGGAUCUUCGGACAGAAUUCUUGAACUGGACCAGGAACUUGGAAAAACCGAGCUUGAACUUGGCAAGGCAGAGGAAAAGAGUAACAUAGCAGCACUGAAAGAAGAACUACCAACACUAUUGCGAGAAAAGGGAGAUCUGGACAGAAGUCUUCGUAAAUUAGAUCAGGAAAUGGAACAAUUAAACCACCACACCAUGACAAGAACCCAAAUGGAAAUGCUGACCAGAGACAAAGCUGACAAAGAUGAACAAAUAAGAAAAAUAAAAUCUAGACACAAUGAUGAAUUAACGUCAUUGUUAGGCUAUUUUCCCAACAAAAAGCAACUUGAAGAUUGGCUUCAUAGUAAAUCUAAAGAAAUUAAUCAAACACGGGACAGACUUGCCAAAUUUAAUAAAGAGCUGGCUUCAGCAGAACAAAAUAAAAAUCACAUCAAUAAUGAACUCAAGCAGAAGGAAGAACAAUUGUCCAAAUAUGAAGACAAAUUAUUUGAUGUUUGUGGAAGUCAGGAUUUUGAAAGUGAUUUAGAUAAGCUAAUGGAUGAAAUUGAAAAAUCUUCUAAACAGCGAGCAAUGCUUGCUGGAGCCACAGCAGUUUAUUCCCAGUUUAUUACUCAGCUAACUGAUGAAAACCAAUCAUGUUGUCCUGUAUGUCAGAGAGUUUUUCAGACAGAAGCUGAACUACAAGAUGUGAUAAGUGAUUUGCAAUCCAAGCUACGCCUUGCUCCUGACAAACUCAAGUCAACAGAAUCUGAGCUGAAGAGAAGAGAAAAAAGACGGGAUGAAAUGAUGGGGCUUAAACCAAUAAGACAAAACAUAAUUGAUUUGAAGGAAAGAGAAAUACCAGAAUUGAGGAAUAAACUACAGAAUGUGAACAGAGACAUACAGCAUCUAAAAGGUGAAAUAGAAGAACAAGAGACACUCUUAGGUACUAUAAUACCAGAGGAGGAAAGUGCUAAAGCAUGCUUAACAGAUGUUACUAUCAUGGAAAGAUUACAGAUGGAACUUAGAGAUGUUGAACGAAAAAUAGCUCAACAAGCUGCUAAGUUACAAGGAGUAGAUUUGGAUCGAACUGUUCAACAAGUAAACCAAGAAAAGCAAGAAAAACAGCAUAGAUUGGACACUGUUUCCAGUAAAAUUGAGUUGAAUCGUAAGCUUAUACAGGACCAGCAAGAACAAAUCCAACAUCUAAAAAGUACAGUAAAUGAACUUAAAUCAGAAAAACUUCAAAUAUCUAGUAAUCUGCAACGUCGACAGCAACUGGAGGAACAGACAGUAGAAUUGUCUACAGAAGUUCAGUCCUUACAUCGAGAAAUAAAAGAUUCAAAAGAGCAGUUGUAUCCUUUGGAAACCACUCUGGGAAAAUUACAGCAAGAAAAAGAAGAAUUAAUUAAAAAAAAGAAUACAAGUAACAGUGCAGUACAGGAAAAAUUAAAUGAUAUCAAAGAGAAGGUUAAAAACAUUUCUAGUUACAUGAAGGACAUUGAGAACUAUAUUCAAGAUGGAAAAGACAAUUACAAAAUGCAAAAUGAAGCUGAACUGAAUAAAGUAAUAAGUCAGCUAAAUGAAUGUGAAAAACAAAAAGACAAGAUAAGUAAAGAAAUGGGAACAAUGAGACAAGACAUUGAUAUGCAAAAGGUGCAGGAAAGGUGGCUACAAGAUAACCUUACUCUGAGGAAGAGAAAUGAGGAACUGAAAGAAGUUGAAGAAGAAAGAAAGCAGCACUUAAAGGAGAUGGGACAAAUGCAGGUGUUACAGCUGAAAAAUGAAUAUCAGGCAUUAGAAGAAAAAAUAGAAACACUGAAAAGAAAUCACAGUUUAGCAUUAGGACGUCAAAAAGGCUACGAGGAAGAAAUUAUUCAUUUUAAAAGAGAACUGCGAGAACCUCAGUUUUCUGAUGCUGAGGAAAAGUACAGAGAAAUGAUGAUUGUAAUGAGAACAACAGAACUUGUAAACAAGGACCUCGACAUUUAUUACAAGGCUUUGGAUCAUGCAAUAAUGAAGUUUCAUGGCAUGAAAAUGGAAGAAAUCAAUAAAAUUAUUCGUGAUCUCUGGAGAAGUACCUACCGAGGCCAAGAUAUUGAAUAUAUAGAAAUUCGGUCUGAUACAGAUGAAAACAUAUCAGCUUCUGAUAAAAGGAGGAAUUACAAUUAUAGAGUAGUGAUGAUAAAAGGAGACACAGCCUUGGACAUGCGAGGACGAUGCAGUGCUGGACAAAAGGUGCUUGCUUCUCUUAUCAUUCGCUUGGCCCUCGCAGAAACUUUCUGUUUGAAUUGUGGCAUUCUUGCGUUGGAUGAGCCUACAACAAACCUUGAUAGAGAAAACAUUGAAUCUCUUGCACAUGCCUUGGUGGAUCCUAUCCAGAACGGGACCAUGAAAGAACUCAUUGUUCAGCUUCACAAUCUAAAACACCCCAAACAGCUAUCCUGCAAUUCAAGCAUGGUAUGGCAAGUCAACUUUGAAAAAGAAAAGCUUUGCGCAGCUUUGGAGGUCCUGAAUAACGUUACCAACUGCCCGGAGAUCGAUCGGCUUAGGAGAAACAUGAACCAUCUCCUGGGCAACAGCACUAGGAAUGAAAACUGCCUCAAGGUUCAAGACACCAAGAUCCAGCUGAGUAGGUUCCUGAAGGACCUACUCACUUUUUUGCAGAAAAGUAAUAGAAAUGAAGGAAUAUUAAAAUCAAGUCUGGGAAACUUUACUAAAGCAUGAAAGACAGUUCACAUUUUCAGAUAGAAGCUAGAAAUAGUCAUCCUACAGAUUAACUUUCACUUUAGGCACAUUUAGCGGGGAGGGGAAGGGAGAUUUGCUUAGUUUAGCCUUCAACCUGCAUCAACGCCCCAUCUCAGGAAAACUGAAUUCAAAUUACACCCCCCAUUCAGGUUCCAAAGAGCUUCUUUCUUUGUUCCCAAAGCAGAGGCUCCUUGGAAGCUUAUUGAGCCUCAGCCCUGCUCUCCUCUAUCAGCUAGGGCAGAGUCUCUAGGUGCUCUUACUUGAAGCUAUUUGGAGCAUUUAGGACUUGACAACCAAGAAUCCUAGCUGACUUGAAGGGGUUUAGACCUCUGUGACUUGGGUGGGGGGAAGGUUCAUUCCUUGUUCAAUUUGGCAAUAUUACUUACCCAGCACUACUCUCUCCUAGCUGGGCAGUCCAGGAGGAGGGGAUAUUUUUUCUGAGAGGACCCUGUUGCUCUUUAGGUCUAAGACAAAAAGCAACUUAAUUACAUUUCUUCAUGUUUUAUUUAUUUUUGUGUGUUAUUUAAAGCAACUAUUCUUUAAUUUUUUGGAGACAGGGAUUAUUUUUGUAGGCCUAGACACAGAGAUGAAGACUCAGCAUAUGGGCACUAAAGCCAGUGGACAUUUGUGGUCCCUGACAGAUAAGUCUUGACAGUACUAUAUUUCAAAACCUGCUACCUCACAGUGUCCUCUGGGUCAAGUGGGACCAAUCAAAGUCAGGAGAAAGACAGAAGGUGGAAGAAAAGGGUGAUUAAUUAGACUGUGACUGAUUUUUCUGCCUCCCAAAAUGUUAUGUGACAUUACUGCUAAAUGAUAAUUUAUUUUUCUUCCAUGUAUUUAAAAUAAAUUUAUUAUUAAUCUAUA